AUGAAGUUCCGUCUGAAGCUCCUGAAAAGCAAAGUCGUACACCAGUGUGUGAAAGCUAAUACCUUUUCUCAAAACUUGAAUCUUUUUAGCACUCCUUCACCAAAGACCAACGAGGCAAAUGAAGAAGAGGAUGGAACAAGCCGAGGAGUUGAGUCUGAAACUGGUAACAAGCCGAGCACUCUUCUGCCAAAGGAAGUUGAAAUUGGUGAAGGUCAAACUGAUGAAAUUGACAAAGUAGCUGGGUGUGAAGCUGCUAACAAGCAAAGUACUUCAAUGCCAAAGACAAUUGUAAUCAAUGAAGAUAAACAAGACCAAGUGAACCUUGAUGACCAGAAUGUGAUGGAUGGUACUCGAACAGCUGAAAUUGAUGAAGCUACUAUAAUUGCAGCUGAAGCCAUAUGUUGUUACAGAAUGGCACCAUCUGAAGUGAAGGAAAAGAUGGCAACCCUGAUUCUCCACGAUUGUCCAAGCUUUGCAUUAUUGAGCCAAGAAGAUCCAAAAGAAGAGUCAUCGCAAAAAUCAUUAUCCAAUGAAGAUGUACGAGAAAGGAUCAUUGAAGAAGCAGACAAAAAAAAGUCAGCUGAUGAAGAAUACAAGAAGAAAAUUGAGUCGAAGAAUGGUUUGGAGAAUUAUGCUUACAACAUGAGAAAUACAAUCAAUGAUGAGAAAAUUGCUGGGAAAUUGGAUCCAGCUGACAAGAAGAAGAUAGAGAACGCCAUUGAAGUUGUUAUCCAGUGGCUUGACUCCAACCAGCUUGCAGAGGCUGAUGUAUUUUAUGAUAAGAUAAAGAAGUUGGAGAGUCUCUGCAACCCAAUUAUUGCAAACAUGUAUCAAGGUGGUGCUGCUGGACCUGACAUGGGUGGCUUUGGUGGAAUGGAUGAGGAUGGUCCUUCAAUGGGUGGUGCUGGUAGCACUAGUGCAGGACCUAAGAUUGAGGAAGUUGAUUAA
This is a messenger RNA of Papaver somniferum (opium poppy), 948 nucleotides long. Its product is annotated as heat shock cognate 70 kDa protein 1-like. The record is from RefSeq and is a predicted model, not a curated record. The transcript is spliced from 7 exons. The coding region runs from base 1 to 948 and encodes 315 amino acids. Gene Ontology annotation, molecular function: ATP binding; ATP-dependent protein folding chaperone. NCBI's taxonomy places the organism in Eukaryota, Viridiplantae, Streptophyta, Magnoliopsida, Ranunculales, Papaveraceae.